Molecule: messenger RNA, 783 nt
Organism: Solanum verrucosum
Lineage: Eukaryota; Viridiplantae; Streptophyta; Magnoliopsida; Solanales; Solanaceae
Exons: 2
Coding region: 1-783 (260 amino acids)
Molecular function (GO): catalytic activity
Source: RefSeq, a predicted model, not a curated record
AUGGGAACAGCUUGUCAUAACUUAAAUGGAAAAAUUUGGUUAUUUGUGGAAGAUAGAUUUCAGAUGAAAGUACAAAUGGACACAGAACAGCUACUAUCAUUCAAACUCACAUAUAUUGAUGAUGGACAUGAAAUACAUGUGACACUAGUACAUGCUAGCACAGACAGACAUACUAGAAUAGCUCUAUGGGAUGAUCUAUAUACCAUUGCAACAUCUAUGACUAGCCCAUGGUUAGUAGGUGGAGAUUUCAAUGUUAUUAUUGAUGAUCUUGAAAAGUAUGGGGGAUUGCCAGUACAAUUCAAUGAAACUGAAGACUUUAUUCACUGUAACAAUACUUGCCAGCUAACAAACUUGGGCUUCAAAGAAAGUAUGUACACAUGGUGGAAUGGUAAAACAGAUGCAGCCUGCUUAUUUAAAAGACUUGACAGAUGCUUGGGGAAUCAAGCCUUGCAGGAUUUAUUCCCUAAUUUAGAAGUGGAGCAUCUUAUCAAACAGGGUUCAGAUCACUCUCCCCUAAAAAGGGUGAGUAAGGCACUAUCUAAAUGGAGUAAGGACUCAUAUGGAGACAUAUUCAGACAGAUAGAUACUCUGGCAGAAGUGGUACAGAACCAUGAGCAAGAAUUUGAGAAUAAUCCUACCAGUACUAACAGAGAAAGACUACAAACGGUGCAAGCUGAUUCAAUCAACUUAUAUGCAGUAGAGGAAAAGUUUUGGAAACAAAAAGCAGGAAUGCAAUGGUUUGUGGAUGGGAUAGAAACACAAAAUUUUCCACGCACAUGUUAA